ACAGCCACUUGUGUGUGUUUUUUUGCCAAUACUAGUCCUUUUUUUUCUAACCGGCUGUCCUUCCCUCUCUGUUCACAGAGCAACAAGCCGAUCAUGGAGAAGAGACGGAGGGCGCGGAUCAACCACUGCCUCAACGAGCUCAAGUCUCUCAUCCUGGACGCGAUGAAAAAAGACCCGGCCCGCCAUUCUAAGCUUGAGAAAGCCGAUAUUCUGGAGAUGACUGUGAAGCACCUGCAGAACGUCCAGAGACAGCAACUGUCCCAGGCGGUGUCCACGGACCCGCACACGCUACACAAGUUCAAGGCGGGCUUCAGCGAGUGCGCCACCGAGGUGAGCCGCUACGUGUCCCGCAUGGACGGCGUGGAGCCCGCGGUGCGCCAGAGGCUGGUGGCGCACCUGUCCGGGUGCGUGCAGGGCCUCCAGCAGGUCGCGCCGUCGCCCUUCUCCUUCCCGCCCAUGGGCCAGGGUCUCGGCUCGGGCCUGGGCCUCGGACAGGGCCUCAACGCCGGGCUCAGCCCGGGCCUGGGGUCCUCGCUGGCCUCGCCGCCCACCGUGCUGCAGCAGGUGCAGCAGCUCUCGGGGGACAUCAACAACAACAGCAACGUGUCCUCGUCGUCGCGAGUGCAGAGUCUGCAACUGAUCCCCAGCAGGCUACCAACUGGCGAGCUGGCGCUGUUGCUGCCCAACUCGGGACAGCUGUCUUCGCAGCUGUCCUCCGCCGGGCUGCUAUUCCCCGCGGCCAGCACGGCUGCCACGCCGGCCCCGGUCGAGGCCGCUAACGCCAUCGGCCUCUCCACCCCCGUCAUGAAGACAUCCCCACACCCCAGCGCCUUCACUGCGGUCGGCAACCUGGCAGGCCUCGGCUCGGUGGCGGCCACACCCCCAGCCAGUGAGACGACCUCGACAUCGGCCUCGGCGUCAGGAUCGGCCUCGAACUCACCGGACACCCCGCCGUCAUCGGCCAGGGCGCUGCAGCUGUCUCGCGUGGCCGCAGACUCGUCGACGCCGUCCACGCCCGAGUCCAUGUCCUCUCCUUGCUCGCAAGGGAGGCCGAGCAACGACUCGCACACCACGCCCACGUCCUCGUCCGUCGAGAUCAAGGUGGAGCCUAAGCUGGAGCCGGUCGAGAUCCUCACCACGCCGCGAGCGUCGCACUUGGGGCCGCGCGCCUCCAGCGCCUUGGACUUCUCCUUCAAGCGAUGCAUGUCGGACAGCUCCGAGGCCGAGGCCGAGGCAGAGGGCGCACCGCCCAGUAAGAUGGCCCGCUACACCCUCAGCGUCAUGUCGGCCCCAGCCACCUCCACCGGCCUCGGCGCGCCGUACGCUCCGGUACCUCUAGGCCACGGCCUCGGCCACAGCCUCCCGAGCCUUGCGAGGCCACUGCCUCUGCAAGCCUCGCACCACGGCGACGCGGCAGACGACAAGGAUAGAGACAUGUGGAGGCCGUGGUGAGGGGGCCUUCCCGGUGGGAUGUCUUUAUGGGAGUGGUGGAGUUUACUGCGAAUAGACGUUCACUGGCGUACCUGAUGUUGUUGUUUUUCAUAUCGACUGGCAUGUAGAUAUCUUGCUAUGGCUAAGUUAUGAAAAUGCCGAAAAAUCUUGUCAAAGGAAAUCCGUUGCACGGGGAAAAGCCUCCGGGGUAUCAAUUAUAAUGACUUUGUAUACAAUGUGAAUGCAAAGUGUAUAAAAAUUUUGUUACCAAGGGUAGUCCUUAUUCCUCAAUGUUGCCUCGAAUGAUUUUACUUUCUUUGUAUCCGUCUGUGAUUAUAUUGAUUGCUUUAAAAACUACUGUAAAUAUUUGUUGUGUUUAUGUGCCUUAUAAGUGAUUGUCACUUAUUUGUUAGUCUUAUAUAUGCCAGCCAUUUUGUGAUAAGAGUUUUUUUUAGAGUCCAUGACACCUGUAUAUGCCAUCCCAAUGGAUGCAGAAAUCAGGUGCGGUGACAUAUUAAUGGCAAUGAUCUCGAAUAUAUUGUACAAAAGCGUGCGUAGAUAUAUAUGUAAACUACCUCCCGCUGGAGGUAGAGUGCAACACCACAAGUGCCUUACUUUCUCUCUGAGGUGUUACAGUCAAUACGAUCUGGCACCAGAGUAUAUUAUUUUUUAAGUUUGACUGUGCCUUAGCGUCGUGUCUCGAAUACGUGCUCGAAAUCGAGCAAUCGAAAAUGUGUACCGGUAAACGUGUAAAUAUUUUACGCACUGUAAAUGACGUCUGGAGGACCACGUAUUUACUUUGAACACUAUUGCCAAACAUACUUAACAUCAGUGGUCGGGUGAAAUAUACACUCAACCGUGACGUGUACUGAAAAGAAAAUACAGAAACUACUUUUUUUCUCCAUUCCAA
This is a messenger RNA of Frankliniella occidentalis (western flower thrips), 2341 nucleotides long. Its product is annotated as protein deadpan-like. The coding region runs from base 94 to 1452 and encodes 452 amino acids. NCBI's taxonomy places the organism in Eukaryota, Metazoa, Arthropoda, Insecta, Thysanoptera, Thripidae. Gene Ontology annotation, biological process: regulation of neurogenesis; regulation of transcription by RNA polymerase II; anterior/posterior pattern specification. Gene Ontology annotation, molecular function: RNA polymerase II cis-regulatory region sequence-specific DNA binding; protein dimerization activity; DNA-binding transcription factor activity, RNA polymerase II-specific. Gene Ontology annotation, cellular component: nucleus. The record is from RefSeq and is a predicted model, not a curated record. The transcript is spliced from 3 exons.